Pomacea canaliculata is the source of this 1518-nucleotide messenger RNA. Its product is annotated as parathyroid hormone 2 receptor-like. Gene Ontology annotation, biological process: cell surface receptor signaling pathway; adenylate cyclase-modulating G protein-coupled receptor signaling pathway. The transcript has 7 exons. Bases 246 to 986 code for a protein of 246 amino acids. Gene Ontology annotation, cellular component: plasma membrane. The record is from RefSeq and is a predicted model, not a curated record. Gene Ontology annotation, molecular function: peptide hormone binding; G protein-coupled peptide receptor activity. NCBI's taxonomy places the organism in Eukaryota, Metazoa, Mollusca, Gastropoda, Architaenioglossa, Ampullariidae.
CUGACGAUGCUGGUGCAGAGCCCCCUGGUGACGGAGCGCAAGGGCGUGCGAGUGUACGUGGUGAUGGGGUGGGUGUUGCCCUUUAUUUGUAUGAUCCAUGGGUUGUCGUCAAAGCCGUACUCGAAAAUAGAUACUGCUGGAAUUUUCAGCAUAACUCCGGUUACUACUGGAUUCAUCGAGGUCCGGGAGUGGCAGUCAUCGUGAUCAAUCUUUCUCUUUUUAUCAACAUUUUUCGGAAAUUGUUUAUGAAAAUCCGACAAAGUUCUGAGCUGGGCGCCAGCGGUCGUGCAAAGUACAGAAAGUUGGGAAAAUUUAUUUUGGUGUUGAUUCCCCUCUUCGGCAUCAUGUACUUGGUCUUCUAUGUCGUGGUGCCAUCGAGUUUUGAGAACGAAAACAACUCGCAUAACAUCGCUUACCUGUACCUCGAGAUGACCUACAACUCCUUCCAGGGAUUUCUGCUUGCACUGCUAUUCUGCUUCUUGAACGAAGAGGUACACGGCGAGCUGAAGCGUUUGUGGUACCGACACCGCUACAGGAAAGGUGACCCGACGGCUUUCUUUCGCUCCUACGGGGCGUCCUCUUGCCGCAAGACAGCCUCGGCGUCCAUCCGUUCUCAGUCGCCUCCCUUUGCCUCACAAACCCGCAUCCGAACCGGCUCCCUGUCCUCGCAAAGCUCCGAGAAGCUCUCCGAGCAUCUCUUCUCCGCCAGCGACAAGCGGGGCGCUCGCGGCAAGCGUUCGCAGUCCUUCGACCUCGAGCAACACCCGCUGAAGCCGGUACCGGAAGCGCACCAUGGAGGUCAGCUGCUGCGCCAGGCCAUCAAGACCAACGCCGCACAGAAAGCAGCUUUGAGGAAACAAAGCACGGCCGAGUCGACCUCCAGCGGCGAGAACUCGCCCUUGACUAUCUCCACCUCACCCACCGAGUGCGAGACAAAGUUUGUUUUUGACAGGAAUCGAAACAGCAGCAGUUCUACGUGUUUGUGAGACUUAAACUGUUUGAAAUCCUGCGGGACGUGAACCAGACAGCAAGGAAGGGGGAAUGAGGGCUGGGGGGAGAGCAAAAACACGCCUACAGAGCUGAUUAAGUUGACCGCCAAGCCAGUCUCGAAAACAGAAGUUUGUUACUGGAUUGUGUCGACCGUCAACUGGGUCUUGGCGAGGGCUGCCGCCUUUGUGUUUGUUUACAAUGGGAUCAGUUAAGUAGUCGAGGACUGACAACUUUGUGUUUGUUUGCAAUGGGAUCAGUUAAGUUGCCGAGGGCUGACUGAUGGCUACAUUAAAGCGCUGGCUCGCUGAUGCUAUUGUCUCGACCAUGCUCACAUUAUGUGAAUGUUCAAACUGGGGUAAAAAAUAUGUGAGUGACCUCGUGAGUUACCGGCAUUGUAGCAUCCAUGAUUGGAGUUGAUGUUCUUCAGUGUAACGCUACCUCGGGUACUGUUAGCAGACGAUAACUAGUGGUCUGCAAAACAAGUAACAAGAAAAUUCGCUGUCACUUAUCAUAUCCAUGUAUUUGAAG